Messenger RNA from Cylicostephanus goldi, 287 nucleotides. The record is from the annotation of a GenBank genome assembly. NCBI's taxonomy places the organism in Eukaryota, Metazoa, Nematoda, Chromadorea, Rhabditida, Strongylidae.
AUGGCAAGAGAUUUGACGAGCGAGAAUCAUGACAAGGAGCUUCCGAGCUUGGACGACUCUGAAACCACCAAAUGCACAAUGAUAAUGGAAGAUUGUGAUGAGGACCGCUUGUUCAGUAGAGCCAAUACUCUCACCAAUGAUGGCUAUGAUAGUGCUGCUAAAACCCCCAGUUACUAUGGUUAUGAAAUGAGCGAUCAGGUGCAAGUUCAUCCACAUCAGAUCUAUUUGUUAACGAAGACAAUAACUCUGUAUGUUCGGAAGAUGCUGAAGAACUUCAGAAGGUAAUC